AUGUCCAUAUUCUCAAAGAUCAAGAGCUCUCAAAAGGCUGCUCAAAAACAUAAAGAAAAGGCCACCGCCGAAGAAUAUCAACAAAAGCAAGCGGAGGAAGCAGCUACCAAAGUUCCAUACAAACACAUUCCAACUCAUGCUGCAAUUGAUGCACUUUCUGGAGCACCUUCAUCCUGGAAAAGGGAUGAUCGAACCAAAAUCUUAGAACAUCAUAAACGAAGAAGUCAGAUGACCAUCAGUCGUACUCAUAGUACUCUUUCCACUGUUUCAUCCAUGAAUACUACAACUGAAUCCUCUUCUGGCAUUCCAUCUCUACCACGCAACAUCAGUUACAAUAGCUACAAUCCCACAUGGAAUAAUCGUACGGGUGAUAAGUCAUAUUCGACAGAAAAGUUUCAAUUGCGAUCGCAACAAAACCUUAGAUCCAAAUCCUCAACACCAUACUCUAAUCACGGAAUUGACUCUGCUAUUGGUAGAAGUCCAUUAUCUAGUCAUGUUCAAAGUGAAGCUCCAUCCCCAGUAACUAGUUCUGGAACCAGUACGAUAACAUCAUCGUCAUCUUCAUCAUCUUCAUCCGACGAUCUCGAAAUAACUACUGUCUCCAGUGUCCCACGAAGGCUACAACCUCGAUAUUCCUUCAGACCUGAACCAGUCGUAUUUGAAGACCAUGAUGUUUUCUCCAGAUUACACACAAGUACCACCCGAAAAUUGGGCGAAGCACCAAUUAUGACAGCACCGCAAGCUCAACUAUCUAAACCAACACCAGUCAUGGUAGCACCACAAAUCGCACACAAGAAAAGUCGCUGGACUUUGAUAGGAAAACACAAACCUUCACCUAUUGCUGUUUGA
Sclerotinia borealis F-4128 is the source of this 849-nucleotide messenger RNA. Lineage: Eukaryota; Fungi; Ascomycota; Leotiomycetes; Helotiales; Sclerotiniaceae. The record is from the annotation of a GenBank genome assembly.